This is a messenger RNA of Perkinsus marinus ATCC 50983, 522 nucleotides long. RefSeq lists its product as hypothetical. The transcript is spliced from 4 exons. The coding region runs from base 1 to 522 and encodes 173 amino acids. The record is from RefSeq and is a predicted model, not a curated record. Lineage: Eukaryota; Perkinsozoa; Perkinsida; Perkinsidae.
AUGUCGCGUGGCUUCGGUGGCCGCAGUGGAGAGCGCGUUCCGAACUACAUGGAACAGAUGAGGGCGUCGCUCCGUCGGCUGAAGACUGAAAAUCAGCAUUUGAAGCUUGAGGUUGAUCGCUUAACACCGAAGACCACGGUGAAACCAAGUGGACAUCCAGGAGAUGAAACUUCGCAUUUCAUCGUUGAGAUAGCCCAGCUAAGACGAGAACUGAUAGUGGCUCAAGAGCAGAUAACAGAAUUGCAGUCCAGGAAUGCAGCACUGGAGAAAGAACUGCGCCUGGCUCGUCACCAAUUGCGGAAAGGAGGAGCCUCAGGAGAACAAUACUCCCACGUGAGCUCGCGGAGUCCGGGUGGAAUUGCCGCGAAUCGCCGUAGCUGUCCUGGGGGACCUGUGGCUUUGGUACUGCGAGAACCAGAGGGCAGAAUCAGAGCGGGCGCUGCUGAGAAGAUAGUGUGGACGCGAGUGAACGGCCGAAUGGUUCCAGUGAUGAAGGAUGAGAGCAUGGAACCAGUAUAUUAA